This is a messenger RNA of Penicillium canariense, 1059 nucleotides long. Its product is annotated as glycoside hydrolase family 5 protein. Lineage: Eukaryota; Fungi; Ascomycota; Eurotiomycetes; Eurotiales; Aspergillaceae. Bases 1 to 1059 code for a protein of 352 amino acids. Gene Ontology annotation, molecular function: hydrolase activity, hydrolyzing O-glycosyl compounds. The record is from RefSeq and is a predicted model, not a curated record. Gene Ontology annotation, biological process: glucan catabolic process. The transcript is spliced from 5 exons.
AUGAGAUUAAAUCACAUUAUAUUCCUGGCAGCCGCGGCCGGCUCCGCGGUGGCGGUUCCUUUCAAGGAUCACGCAAAGAGAGCCUCUGCCUUUCAAUGGUUUGGGUCAAAUGAAUCGGGAGCCGAGUUUGGUUCGGGCAACAUCCCUGGUGUCUGGGGAACCGAUUAUAUCUUCCCAGAUACCAGUACCAUUCAGACCCUGAUAGGCAAGGGGAUGAAUAUCUUCCGGGUUCAGUUCCUGAUGGAACGGCUUGCGCCGAAUGGCAUGACUGCAUCAUUCGACAGUGCUUAUCUGAAAAACCUGACGACGGUGGUGAAUUAUAUCACCAACGCUGGCGCGCACGCUGUCAUCGACCCGCACAACUACGGGAGAUUCAAGGGUGCUAUUAUCUCCAGCACCUCGGACUUCCAGGCGUUCUGGGAGAAUGUUGCUGGUCAGUUCAAAUCGAACAGCCUGGUCAUUUUCGACACUAGUGAGUGUACCCAAAACAAUGCUCGCAAAGGGAGCCGUUCUGACGUCUUCCCUCCAGACAAUGAGUACCAUGAUAUGGAUCAAACCCUGGUCCUCGAUCUUAACCAAGCCGCAAUCAAUGGUAUCCGCGCGGCAGGCGCGACAUCGCAGUACAUCUUCGUCGAGGGCAACUCGUGGACCGGUGCUUGGACCUGGACCACCGUGAACGACGACAUGAAGAACCUGACCGACCCGCAAGACAAAAUCGUGUACGAGAUGCAUCAGUACCUUGACUCUGAUGGGUCUGGCACCAGCGAGACGUGCGUGUCGACGACGAUCGGUAAGGAGCGGGUCACCGCCGCAACGCAGUGGCUCAUCGACAACGGCAAGGUUGGUAUCUUAGGCGAGUUUGCCGGCGGUGUGAACAAUCAGUGCAAGUCCGCUAUCACCGGUAUGCUGGACUAUCUCGCCGAUAACUCCGAUGUCUGGAAGGGGGCGAUGUGGUGGGCCGCGGGCCCUUGGUGGGGAACAUAUAUCUUCAGUAUUGAGCCUCCAAGUGGUGUUGCUUAUACCGGCAUGUUAUCGACUCUGCAGCCGUAUUUCCAGUGA